GAAGGGGUAUUCGUCGGGGCUGGGGAAGAUACGGUGAGGACGCGGAGGAGGGAAGAAGGGGCGCGUGUGGGGAGUGGGUUACCCGGUGUAUCUGCGUGCCUUGGCUGGGCGGGCAGGGUGAGCGGGUGCGGGCAGAAGAGAGGAGGGGCAGACCGUGGAAGCACUCGGUCUCGUGGAGGAACCAGAGGAGCCAGCUGUGUGUGCCGAGCUGGGGGACGUGGUUGAAGGCGCCGGGCUGGUAUAUCUUGGGGUUGUGUGCGAACUGCGCGCGCUCGAUGAGGGAGAAGAUGAUGGUGUCCUCGAGGCGGGUGAGGAUGGAGCGGAUGCGGUCGAGGGAGAGCGGGUCCUCUGCGAGCAUGUAGUUGGCCUGCAUUGCGGAUGCGGGCGCGAGCGGGAGCGGGCGGGCGCACACACGGAAUUUGAAGGACGGCGCAUGCGAGCCGCGACACCCGCAGCGUCGUCGGCCGUGGCCCUUCGGCGCUAGUGGCCGUCGCCCCUUCCGUCGCCCCUCCCUCCGUCGCCUCGCCUGCCAGCAUGUCCUGCCCCCGCGCCGUCUUCCGCUGCUUCAGGGCCCUCGAGCGUUUCGGCGACCGCGUCACGGGCGCAGCGGGGCCCUACUUCGUCGCCUUUGCCGUCCUCCUCAUCGCCUCCGGCGCCCUCUCAUUUCUCGAGGUCGUCCUCCCAAACCUCCCCUGGCCCUGGCUCGCCACCCCGCCCUGCCUCCUCCUCGCCCUCAACCUCUUCGCCCACUACUACUACGUCUGCACCGUGCCCCCCGGCUUCGUCGACGCACCGCCCCCGCCACACCCUCGCGGCCUCCUCUGGGCACCCCGCCCCGACGCCGCCGACCCACCCCGCCAGCACCCAGACCGCGGCGUCAGGUGGUCCGCCAGCGCACCCCUGGUCGUCACCCCCGCCGCCGUCACCACCUGCCGCAAGUGCGGCCAGAAGAAGCCCGAGAGGACACACCAUUGUCGCAUAUGCAACCGCUGCGUCCUCAAGUACGAUCAUCACUGCCCGGUUCGGAUCAAUCAAUGCGUCGGCCUCUACAACGAGCGCCACUUCGUGCUCUUCAUGGCGUACCUCGUCCUCGCCACCUUCUUCUUCGCCAUCCUCGGCUUCCCCUACCUCCUCGACGCCCUCGGCCUCCGCUAUGACGACAACUGGGGCUACCGCACCCCCGCGGUCGUGUUCAUCAUGGCCUGGGUCCUCUCCGCCGUCAUGUGCCUCGCAGUCGGCACCAUGCUCGCCUGGCACCUCUGGAGCGUCGCCCAAGGCGAGACCUCCGUCGAGGGGCACGACCACGACGUGUACAGGCGCGUCGCGCGCGAGCGCGGCGAGACGUUCGUGAACUCGUACGAUCUGGGGAAACGCCAGAACCUGGCUUUGUUCCUGCACCUCGGGCCCAUGGGCUACCCCUGGUACACGCUUGUCCUCCCGCUGCGCACGCUGCCGUACACCGACGGGCGCGCGUGGGCGCGCAAGCCUGGGCACGAGCGGCAUCGUGGGGUGCGCGCGGGGGAGGAGCUCACGGACGAGGAGGACGACGAGUGA
Heterobasidion irregulare TC 32-1 is the source of this 1554-nucleotide messenger RNA. RefSeq lists its product as uncharacterized. The coding region runs from base 535 to 1554 and encodes 339 amino acids. Lineage: Eukaryota; Fungi; Basidiomycota; Agaricomycetes; Russulales; Bondarzewiaceae. The transcript has 9 exons. Gene Ontology annotation, molecular function: palmitoyltransferase activity. The record is from RefSeq and is a predicted model, not a curated record.